Molecule: messenger RNA, 1300 nt
Organism: Cadophora gregata
Lineage: Eukaryota; Fungi; Ascomycota; Leotiomycetes; Helotiales; Ploettnerulaceae
Exons: 1
Coding region: 346-1293 (315 amino acids)
Biological process (GO): carbohydrate metabolic process; peptide modification
Cellular component (GO): plasma membrane
Source: RefSeq, a predicted model, not a curated record
UUUUUUUUUUAGCGAGCUUUCGAGGUGAACAAAAUAUUGACAACUCGCUCCGUGCCGCAUCAGCCAUCGCUUGGUUUCCAUCAGUUAAGAAGUUGCUAUUUCUUAUGGUACAAAGUCCCAGAGUAUAUUUACUCGCUAAUGAAACUGGAUUCGGACGAAUGUCAACCAACAAUGCAGUCAUGAGGCUCAGCUGCAUGGAGGACCUGCAACUUAAGAUGGUCCCUCCCACUUCUGACCAAACUAUUUCGCCUCCUUUGUUAACAUCUGUAUUUGCAUGUCGCAACUCCUGAACACAAGAUCGGGUCACCAGCAACCUCCGAUCGAACAAGCUCCUUAAGAAAUACGAUGGCCGUCAACCCUAACACGACCUCCUCAGAUAUUCCCAAGCGUCGCUACCACCCAAAUCCUUUCCUCACCUCAUCCCCUUCCUCACCAGUCCCUAAUGCCCCUCAACCUCUAAAACGCGCCCUCCUCCCCAGCUAUCUCCUCGCCUCCCUCACUCACAUCCUCACCAACUGCCCACCCACUCUCCCCUGGCUUUCCCCCUUCCGGGCCGGAAUCCCCUCCCAGACUUACAAAGGUCUCUUCUCAGGCCCAACAUCCAUCGCCUACCUCUUCUACAGCCUGUCACUCUCCACCACACCUACAACUCGCACUCUCCAGAUACACAACAAAACCCUCCUCCAAUGGAGUAAAGCGUACCUCUCUCUCGGUCAAGACACAGUGCCGCGAAUGCUAUCCCAAAAUUGCGGAAUCUCAAACGAGUACCUCGCUUUCCACACCCUCUCAGCAUGCAUCUACAGGGAUGAAACUCACGCUAUGAAAGUAUUAAACGCGCUUGGGAAUUUAAACAAAGACAAAGAGACGACCCCAGCGACGUAUUGUGAGUUAUUGAAAGGUCGCGCGGGGGGGUUAUACAUACUUCGACUACUCAAGCGGGGGAUGCCCCACCUGACUGAAGAGAUUGACAUCCUGAGCGAAAAGCUUACCGAUGAGAUCCUAGGACAGUAUCCCUGGACAUGGGACGGGAGACGAUACCUCGGUGCCGUGCACGGCGAGAUUGGGAUCCUGACGCAGAUUGUGUUGAGUUCGCCUUCUCGAUCUCGUGCUCGCGCUCAAUCUGAAUCUCAUCCAUUCUUGGAGAAGAUACUCCUUGAGAUACUGGAUCUCCAAGGAGAAGAUGGGAAUUGGCCUGUUGUUCCGGGGAAGGAUCUCGGGCUCGUGCAGUUCUGUCAUGGUGCGGCGGGGGUGGUGAUUUCGCUACUGGCGAUGAAGAGGUCUUUUUUUUUUUGAAGGAGGG